UUUCUUUCAUUUAUGCUAAUAAUGGCCGUCAUAGAUUUAUUAUAACAGUUAUUUUGUAUUUAAUUUUGUGAAGUGUAUAUUUGAUAUUUACAAUGGAAGAAAGCGAGAUAAGGAAACUGUUAACCACAAAGAAUGGAUGUCGAGUCCCGAAGCUACUACCUAUACCUGAUGUCCACAUGAUGGAUGAACUACCCUUCGUGCCACUGCCUCCGUACAAUCGAAUCCAGGAUAAACGAGCAAAAUUUCGCAAAGCUCUAGAAGACAAAGCCACAGAGAGGAAAAUAAAGAUCGCUAAACCACCUUUACCGCGCUUCGAAAGAGAUCUUCUCGAGAUAUCGCAAGACCGACACAUCGCCGUGAUACGCAAGUGCGCGGACAAAGUCCGUCCGCCGCCGAUGCUUAAAUCUUGGGAAAGGAAAAUCUUAAGUCUCGUCCCUCCCAAACUUCUCGCUCCGUAUCCUUCAGUCACAAAUGCUGUUAUCAAGGAAAGCAAAGAUGAAUGGGAACACAACCUUCAUGACCUCGCCGUGAAAACAGUCAUACGCGAAAUUCCCGGUGUGCCCCGAUUGAGAUAUCAGGAACCUUUCUUUAAAUACAGUGGAGUAACACAGAAUUAUAGCAAAAUGCUCAAGUAUCGCAAAAGAUUACAAGGCGGUUCUCUACUUUUCCAUCCCUUUAUAAGACUAAUUCUCGAAUCUGCAGAAAGAAUGUUCCCAGCGUACAUAAUAGACUUGGCGAAAUAUAGAGCCAGAGGACCGAUAAAGUUGGAGGAUUUCAAAAAUAAGGUGCACGAUGAAAUUAAAAAAGCUGAACAUAUGCUUGCUAGUGUUUGGUACGGUGGUACCCUUUGUGCCUGGUUAAAAAAUCCGAGAUGUCUAAAAACUAUGCGCCAGAAACAGAUACCUGAUUUUGUGAGAGUCGCAACCAAACUUAUUUCUAUGCAAAUACAAGAAUUGAUGCGUCGAUCAAUUGACACCAUUAUAAGUGAUAUGCCAAAUGAGUCCAAGGUUCCGAUUUUACACUUGGACCUCGAUUUUGAUGACGAUUUCAAGUACGAUCCUUCUCUACAAACUGUGUAUGAAACUUUUCAUGACAUAGCUGAUGCAAUUUCAAAUAUUUGCCAAAGGCUUAUGCCCAUACAAGAAUAUCUUCGUUUGACAUAUGACAUCGACGUAUUGCCAGUUAAUUACAAUGAGUGGCUGUGUCAAAACGGUCAUGUCAGAUUACAGAAAGUUUUAGAUGAAGUAUAUGCUCCAUUACUUGGCUACACAGACAGUUUGCGCAAGCAGUACAAGAUGCUGUAUGGAGCAGACGCCAAAACGGCGCUUGAUAAAUUUAUCCUAGAGUGUGUUGAAUUUGAACAAGGUUGUGAUAAAAUAUUAUAUUUCCGGAGCAUUGACUACGAUAUAACAUCUACAUUAGAAAAUGAGUACUUUAACUGUGCUACUGUAUGCCAAUUUAGAAUGGUAGAUGGUUUAAAACGGAGAGCUUGUGAAUUUGUCAAUGAUAUUAUAGCUGGUAUAGUCACCACUCAUAUGGCAGAAAAUGACAGUAUUUGUGACGAAUUUGAAGAAAUAGCAGCAAAAGCUUUAAAGGAUCCAGCCAACGCAGCAGAGUUAGUAGAACAAGGAAUAUACAUCUUACACGCCAAGACUGUUUUAGUCGAAGGUUUGAAGGUUAGAAUCACCCGUCAAAUUCAAAUUGCGUCAGCUCUUAUAGAAAUUACAGAAUUAUCUGAAGAACAUGUCGAAUCAAAUGCCCGUACUGUGAAUUGGCUCAAAAAGAUUAAACCAAUAUUCGAUAAAAAUGCUGCCGCCUAUGAGGCUCACAAAGCGGAAAUGGAAGAAAAUCUACAAGCAAAGAUAGCUCUCUUAAACAAGGAGGUAAAGGACAUGACACCUUUCUUAGAGUUAUUGGAUCACAUGGACGACGUCGAUCACACUCUUGAAUAUUUGGAAUACUUGCGCAAACUGGUACAUCGAAUUCACGCUUGCGAUAAAUUAGUACAGUGGAUAAACAACGAGGAAGCCACUUUCAAAGUCCCCAUCAGUGCAUAUCCUGACCUAGAGGAGCUGAAAGAUUACAUAUUACCUUUUCAUAGCUUAAUAUUUUUAAUUCACCAAUGGAAGCGCAGCUAUUAUACAUGGAUGGAUGGUCCUUUUGAGUAUAUGGAUCAUAAUGAAAUCGACUCCGAUCACGACUUUUAUUACAAAGAGAUUUUAAAAAUAUCGAAAAACUACAGAAAUAAAAUAAAGCAACAAAUUGCUGAAGGCGUGGAAAAACGCUUUCAAGGUUCGAUUGAAGAUGUUGAUGUCAAUAAUCAACCUGCACCCAUGAAGAUUAGUGCGGCAGCAAUACUAGAAUUAAAGGCAUGGCGACCAAACGUUCAAAUGGCUCAUAUUAUGUGCAAUCCAGCGUUACGACAAAGACAUUGGGAUGAAAUGACAACCAUAGCUGGUUUUGAUUUAACACCGACUGCUGGAACUACUUUACGAAAAAUCAUAGAUUUCGACCUGUGGGAGAAGAUUGACGAGUAUGAAAUCAUUAGUAUUGCAGCUACCAAAGAAUUAGCAUUAAUCACCAAUUUGCAAAAAAUGCAAACAGAGUGGAUCGACAUACGUUUUAAAACUAGUCCAUACAAGGAUACUGGAAUUUAUAUACUGUCGGGCCUCGAUGACAUACAAAGCGUAUUAGACGACCACAUAGUUAAAACUAUUGGAAUGCGUGGUUCCGCUUUUGUGAAACCUUUCGAAGCCCAAGUUAGAACUUGGUAUGAAAAAAUUACGCGAGCCAAUGCAACCAUUGAUGAAUGGGGAAAAGUGCAAAGUCAGUGGUUGUAUUUGUUGCCCAUAUUUUCUUCAAAAGAUAUCGUGGCUCAAAUGCCGGAAGAAGGAGUAAUGUUUCAGGAAGUAGACGGUAUCUACCGCAGAUACAUGUCUAUUGUAGAUAAAGAUCCUCACGCCCUAGAAAUUGCUGGAUCUGCUGGGGUCUUGGAACAAUUCAAAAUUGCCACAACGUUAUUAGAAAAAAUUAACGAUGGUGUCAAUAACUAUCUCGAAAAGAAACGUUUGUACUUCCCUAGAUUUUUCUUCUUGUCCAAUGAUGAAAUGUUGGAAAUUCUGUCUGAAACAAAGAAUCCCCUCAAAGUACAGCCUCAUCUGAAGAAAUGCUUCGAAGGCAUAAACAGAUUAGUUUUUGACCCUGAUUUCUUUAUACUGACAAUGAUAUCCAUGGAAGGAGAACAAAUAGACUUCCUCGAACAAAUAAAUGUACAAGCUGCAAGAGGUUCUGUGGAAAAAUGGUUAGUUCAAGUGGAAGAUCAAAUGCUUAAAUCUGUUAGGUCUGAAACUGAACUCUCUUACUAUGACUAUCCUACAACGACGAGACCAGAAUGGAUAUUAUCUUGGGAAGGCAUGGUAGUAUUGGCCAUAUCGCAGAUCUAUUGGGCCAUUGAUGUUCAUGCAAUUUUAAACACCCAUAAAUUGAGCGAACUUCAAGCUUUUCAUACAUCUUUAACGAAACAAUUGACCGAAACUGUCGGGAUAAUAAGAAGAACCGAUUUAACAAAAUUAAACAGUAUCACAGUAAAAGCUUUGAUUGUCAUUGACGUACAUGCUAAAGAUGUCAUAUUUGAACUAAUUGGAAAAAAUGUUACCGAAGUUACUGACUUUCAAUGGUUAGCUCAACUAAGGUAUUAUUGGGAGGAGGAAAGAGUAUGGGUGAAAAUUAUAAAUGCUGUAGUCAAUUAUGCCUACGAAUAUUUGGGUAAUAGUGACCGACUAGUAAUCACCCCUCUAACAGAUCGUUGUUACCGUACGUUGAUAGGUGCGUAUUAUCUUCACCUGAAUGGUGCACCAGAAGGACCGGCAGGUACUGGUAAAACUGAAACUACUAAAGAUUUGGCGAAAGCUCUCGCCGUUCAGUGUGUAGUGUUUAAUUGUUCAGACGGUUUAGAUUAUAAAGCCAUGGGAAAAUUUUUUAAAGGAUUAGCAUCUUGCGGUGCAUGGGUCUGUUUUGAUGAAUUUAACCGAAUAGAUGUCGAAGUACUGUCCGUUAUAGCACAACAAAUUUUAUGUAUAGUUCAAGCUGUUAGACAACAUUUAGAACAAUUUUUAUUCGAAGGCACUCUUUUGAAUUUAAAUCCUGCUUGUUAUGUAUGUAUCACAAUGAAUCCAGGGUAUGCAGGGCGUUCAGAAUUACCAGAUAAUCUUAAAGUAUUGUUCCGAACUGUUGCUAUGAUGGUCCCAGAUUAUGCGAUGAUUGGUGAAAUUUCAUUGUAUUCUUUUGGUUUUUUCGACGCUCGCAACUUAUCUAUUAAAAUUGUAACCACAUAUCGCUUAUGCUCGGAACAAUUGUCAUCUCAAAAUCACUACGAUUAUGGAAUGAGAGCAGUAAAGACGGUUUUAUCUGCUGCAGGCAAUUUAAAAAGAGAUUUCCCUCUAGAACAUGAAAGCAUACUGCUGUUAAGGUCCAUUACCGAUGUCAACUUACCUAAAUUUUUGUCCUUCGAUGUGCCGUUGUUUGAAGGCAUUAUAUCCGACUUAUUCCCUGGAAUUACACUACCUAAACCAGAUUACGAAAACAUACUAACCGCAUGUCGUGAUUGUUGCGAGUUAGAUAAUUUGCAACCUAUGGAUUGCUUUUUAAUUAAAAUCAUUCAAACUUUUGAAAUGAUGAUAGUGAGACAUGGAUAUAUGUUAGUGGGUGACCCGUUUUCUGGAAAAUCUAUGACGUUAAAAAUAUUGGCAGAUGCACUUACUUUAAUGGAAAAAAGGAAUCAACCUGGUGGCGUAGAGAGCAUGUAUAAAGUACUAAACCCAAAAGCAGUAACAAUGGGGCAGUUAUAUGGCGCUUUCGACCCAGUUUCGUACGAGUGGACUGAUGGUAUAGUAGCUACUACAUUUAGAGAAUUUGCAACUGACGACACUCCUGUAAGGAAAUGGUUAGUAUUCGAUGGACCUGUAGAUGCUGUAUGGAUAGAAAACAUGAACACAGUGUUGGAUGACAAUAAAAAACUUUGUCUGACUUCGGGAGAAGUGAUAGCCAUGACUUCUGUAAUGUCAAUGAUUUUUGAAGUAAUGGAUUUAUCUCAAGCGUCUCCAGCCACUGUCUCCAGAUGUGGCAUGAUUUACAUGGAAUCUUCUACAUUUGGAUUCAUGCCAUUUUACAAAUCCUGGUGUAAUACUUUGAAUCCUGCAUGGACCGACGAUAACGAACAGUAUAUUUACGAUAUGUGCGAAUGGCUAAUUGAUCCUUUAGUUCACUACGUCAGAAGAACGUGCACACAACUAGUAGCUGCCGGAGAAGUUAAUUUAGUUAUAAGUACUCUUCGUCUCAUUGUAAUGUUAAUGGAUAACGCUAUAGAAGGAGAGGAGGAUACUCGAUUCACAAGGACGUGGUUCAUAGCAUCUUUCAUGACGGCGCUUGUAUGGGGGAUCGGAGGCAUACUGAACAGUGAUUCCCGUGAAAAAUUUGACGAUUUAGUAAAAGAAUACUUUAGGGGAGAAUUGGGAAUACCGGAAAAUAUUGAAAGAAUUGACGUGUCCAUUCCUACAGAGGGUAUGGUUAUUGACCACUAUUACAUGUAUAAAAGCAAAGGUUGCUGGAAACCGUGGCCAGAAAGUGUAAAAGCUGCUGUAGUCAAAGAAGAGAUUAAUCUUUUACAAACUGUCAUACCUACCUUAGAAACCGAAAAGUAUAUGUUUUUAUUAAAAUUGCACGUGAAAUUUAAACAACCUAUAUUAUUGAUCGGACCUACAGGGACCGGGAAAAGUUUUUAUGUCCAAAAUUAUUUAAUGAAUAGAAUAGAUAUGGAUAAAUAUACGCCCGGAUUCAUUACAUUCACUACUACUACAUCUUGCAAUCAAACGCAAGACUUAGUACUUUCCAAACUUGUAAAGAGAAGGAAAAAUAAUUACGGACCUCCAAAAGGCAAAUUAGCUGUGAUAUUUAUCGAUGACAUGAAUAUGCCAGCCAAAGAAAUCUAUGGUGCCCAACCUGCUAUUGAAUUGCUCAGGUUAUAUUUUGAUCAAAAGCAUUGGUACGAUCUAAAAACCACAGAUAAAUUAUACAUAUGGGACACAUUCUUCUUCGGAGCUAUUGGACCAGUUGGUGGAAGUCGACAGUUGAUAUAUCCCAGAAUGCUAAGACAUUAUAACAUUUACUCAAUAAAUGAGUUCUCUAAAGAAAGCAUGACUAAGAUAUUUACGACACUGCUACAGCUCGGUUGGAGAAGAAAUGGUUUUGGUCAAGACGCGCAACCAGUAAUUGUCAAUAUAAUCACAGCGACAAUGGAAAUGUACGACAUCGCUACGGAAGGCUUGCGACCAACACCUGCAAAGUCACAUUAUAUAUUCAAUUUAAGAGAUUUCUCUAGAAUUAUCCAGGGGUGUAGUUUGUUAAGAAAGGAGUCUGCUGACAAUAAAAAAACUUUUACUAGAUUGUGGGUGCAUGAAAUAAUGCGCGUCUUUUAUGACAGAUUGGUCGAUGAUACAGAUAGGAAUUGGUUCUUUAAAGUACUUAAAGAUACAACUAAAAAUUGUAUGAAAGAUACAUUUGAAAAUGCUUUGGAUGUGUACCAAGACGAAAGAGGGGAAGUUACGCAGGAGAAUAUAAAAAGAAUGAUGUUUGGUUGUUACCUGGACUUGGAAAGUCUUGAAGGCGAAAGGAGAUAUGAGGAAAUACCAACGAAAGAAGCUUUCUUAAAUGUGGCUAUAGCUAUGUUAGCAGAGUACAAUGCAAUGCACAAGGCAAAAAUGUACAUAGUUUUGUUUGAUUAUGCUUUAGAACAUCUUUCUAAAAUAUGUCGAGUUUUAUCAAUGCCUAUGGGAAAUGCUUUAUUAGUGGGAGUCGGCGGAUCUGGUCGUCAAUCUCUUGUACGUCUGGGCUCUACUAUAUUAGGACAAGGCUGCUUUCAGCCAGAAAUAACUAAAAAUUAUAGCGUCAAAGACUGGCAUGACGAUCUUAAAACAGUACUUCGAGAAUCUGGUGGUUUGGCUAAAGAUACUACAUUUUUAUUUACUGAAAGUCAAAUACAAGAAGAGACAUUUAUUCAAAAUUUGGACAGCUUAUUAAAUUCUGGUGAAGUUCCUAAUAUGUACGGCUUAGACGAAAAGCAAGAAUUAUUGGAACUGUGUCGCUUAGCCGCACAAGGGGGUAAUAGAAAUUUAGAUAUUGGUCCACUACAAAUUUUGGCGUUCUUUGUGGGCAGAUGCAGGGCGAAGCUUCAUAUUUGUCUUUGCUUUAGCCCUAUAGGAAGCGCAUUUCGUCUGCGACUUAGACUUUAUCCAUCGUUAGUUAAUUGUUGCACAAUAGACUGGUAUGACAGCUGGCCCGAAGAAGCAUUAGAGAUGGUAGCAAACUAUUUUAUGGUUAAGGUUCAUGUACCAGACUCGGUGAAAGCUUCGGCUGUGAUAGCAUGUAAACAAUUUCAUGUAGAUGCGAGACAUAUAUCCAAUGAUUUUUUCUUUAAAUUUGGUAGGAAGUCAUAUAUAACAUCUGCAUCAUAUCUGAAUUUGAUUAAAUCUUUCACAUCAUUGACGAACAAGAAACAAAGAGAGUUAAAAGCCGCCAGACUUCGAUAUACUAAUGGUUUAGAUAAAUUGAACCAAGCUGCAGAGGCGGUAGCCAUAAUGCAACGUGAUUUAAAUGCGCUAAAACCACAGUUGAUUAUAAUGUCAGAAAAAGCUGCUAAAAUGAUGAAAGAAAUUGAAAAAGAAACUGAAAUUGCUGAUAAAGCAGCUGCACAAGUCAGAGAGGAUCAAAAAGUGGCUAACGUGCAAGCAGCUGCUGCCAAAGAAUUAAAAAAAGAUUGUGAAGCAGAUUUAGCACUCGCUUUACCAAUUUUAGAAGACGCGAUCGCUGCUUUAAACACUCUUAAACCAGCUGACAUUACAAUAGUUAAAUCUAUGAAAAAUCCUCCAGCCACAGUAAAGUUAGUAAUGGCAGCAGUUUGCGUCAUAAAAGGAAUUGCUCCUGACAGAAUUCCUGACCCCGAUAAUCCGGGUAAGAAAAUCUAUGAUUUUUGGGGGCCCAGCAAACGACUUUUGGGUGAUAUGGCAUUCUUAGAAAACUUAAGAAAUUUUGAUAAAGAUAAUAUUCCCGUCGAUGUAAUGAAAAAAAUUAGAAAAGAAUAUUUGUCUAACAAAGAUUUCAAACCUCAUAUUAUUGCAAAAUCAUCUUCAGCUGCCGAAGGCUUGUGUAAAUGGAUAAUUGCAAUGGACAUGUACGACGCAGUGGCAAAGGUAGUCGCACCUAAAAAAGCUAAAUUAGAGGCUGCGGAGAGAGAAUUUGCUGAAACUAUGGCAAUUUUGGAAGAGAAAAAAGCUACAGUAGCCCGUUUAGAAGCAAGACUUGCCGAAUUGAACGAAGCAUUGGAAGAAGCUAUGCUCAAAAAGAAGGCCCUUGAGGAUGAAGUCCAGCUUUGUAUUGACAAAUUGUAUCGAGCAGAAAAAUUGAUUGGUGGUCUGGGAGGUGAAAGAGUUCGAUGGACCGCUGCUGCCGAAAACUUGCUAUUAUUAUUUGAAAAUCUGGCAGGUGAUAUGUUAGUAUCCUGUGGGAUAAUUGCAUAUUUAGGUCCGUACAUACUACAAGUAAGAAUAGAAACUAUUAAAGAAUGGCGUGAUCUGAUCAUAAAAUUAAAAAUGCCACAUUCAGAGACAUACGCUCUUAAAGAUGUUUUAGGUACAGACAUAAAGAUCCAAAACUGGUGUAUUGCCGGAUUACCACGGGAUGCGUUUUCGAUUGACAAUGCUAUCAUACAAGAUAAUUCUAUGAAAUGGUCUUUGCUCAUUGAUCCUCAAGGUCAAGCUAACAAGUGGAUAAAAACUAUGGAAAAAGCAAAUGAUCUACAAAUAUUAAAGUUUACCGAUGGUCAUUACAUGAAAUAUUUAGAAACUUGCUUAGAGUAUGGUAAACCAGCUCUAAUCGAAUGUAUUCUUGAAGAUGUCGAGGCUCCUUUGGAUCCAAUUUUAAUGAAAAAUACUUACAUUCAAGGAGGUAAAGAAUUUAUUGCUAUUGGAGAUAACGUUAUUGAAUACCAUCCCAAUUUCAGACUUUAUAUGACAACCAAACUCAGAAAUCCCCAUUAUUUGCCGGAAGUAUUUAAUAAGGUUACUGUCGUUAACUUUGUACUCACCAAAGAUGGUUUAGAUGACCAGUUGCUGGGAAUAGUUGUCGCCAAAGAAAGACCAGAUUUACAAGAAAAACGCGAAAAACUGAUUGUACAAGGUGCACAAAAUAGAGCUGCGCUUAAGCAAACUGAAGAUGAUAUUUUGCGUACCUUACAAGAAACAAAGGGUGAUAUUUUAGAAGAUGAAACUGCUGUUGAUGUACUGGAUUCAUCUAAGUUACUAGCAGAUGACAUCAUGAAAAAGCAAGAAGCCAGCUUAGAAACUGAAGUUAUCAUAGAAAAGUUUAGACUAGGCUAUAAACCAAUUGCCUCACAUUCAGCUAUACUGUACUAUUGUGUGACAGAACUGCCAAAUGUUGAUCCAAUGUACCAAUAUUCUCUAACAUGGUUCAUUAAUCUGUAUAUUAUAUCAAUAGAAAAUGCUAACAAAUCCAAAGACUUGGACAAAAGAUUAAAGUUUCUCAAAGAAACUUUUACUUACAACUUAUAUAGCAAUGUUUGUAGAUCAUUAUUUGAUAAAGAUAAAUUGAUGUUCUCUUUUAUUAUGUGCUCAAAGAUGAUGUUAGCUUCUGAAGAAAUGAAACAUGAUGAAUACAUAUUCCUUAUAACAGGUGGUAUAGCUAUUGAAAAUCCUCAUAAAAAUCCAACUAAUUGGUUACCAGAUAAAGGAUGGGAUGAAAUUUGCCGUCUAAAUGAUUUAAAAACCUACAAUGGAAUUAAAAAUGAUUUUUUAAAUGACACAAAACAUUUUAAAGAAGUUUAUGAUGACAUGGAACCACAUAACAAACCACUGCCUGGCAAGUGGGACAGUUGCUUAACUCUUUUCCAAAAAUUGUUAGUUCUCAGAGUAUUAAGGCCAGACAAAUUAACCAUUGCAAUCUCAGAUUUUGUAGAGAAAACUUUGGGUAAAAAAUUCAUAACACCUCCUCCUUUUGACAUAGGAAAAUCGUUCGGAGAUUCAAAUUGUUUGGCACCCUUAAUAUUCAUAUUAUCUCCUGGUUCUGACCCGAUGGGUGCAUUAAUUAAAUAUUGCGAAAGAAUGGGAUACGCAAAUAGGUUUAAUUCCAUAUCAUUGGGUCAGGGUCAAGGUCCCAUCGCAAGAGCUAUGAUAGAGAGAGCUCAAUUAGAAGGUGGAUGGGUGUGUUUACAGAACUGUCAUUUAGCAGUAUCAUGGAUGCCAACAAUGGAAAAAAUUAUUGAAAGUUUUGAUCUUACAAAUACAGACCUUAGUUUCAGACUUUGGCUUACCAGCUACCCUUCAGAGAAAUUUCCGCAAGCUGUCUUACAAGUUGGUGUUAAAAUGACAAAUGAACCUCCAACAGGGCUUCAACAUAAUUUAAAUAGAUCUUACAUUUCGGAACCCUUGAAAGAGGCCGAAUUUUUCGAGGGAUGCCCUGGAAAAGACAAAACAUUCAGUAAACUGUUGUAUGGAAUCAGUUUCUUUCAUGCUGUUGUACAGGAGAGAAAAAAAUUCGGUCCACUGGGAUGGAACAUUCAAUAUGGUUUCAACGACUCUGAUUUCCAAAUAUCUGUGAUGCAAUUACAAAUGUUUCUGAACCAAUACGAAGAAAUUCAAUAUGUAGCUAUUAAGUACUUGACGGGAGAAUGCAAUUAUGGCGGUCGAGUAACUGAUGAUUGGGAUCGCAGAUUAAUAGUUACAAUCUUGGAUAAUUACGUGAAUGAUCGAGUCGUAAAUGAUCCAAAUUAUUUGUUUUGUGAAUUAGGACAACAGUAUGGGCUACCUCGAAGAUGUGAGUAUCAAGAUUAUCUUAAACAUAUAGAAACAGUACCUGUGAAUCCGCCUCCAGAAGUGUUUGGAUUGCAUAUGAAUGCGGGGAUAACUCGUGACUAUGCCGGUUCUAUGGCAUUGGCCGAUUCGCUUGUUCUAGUGGAAGGUAGUGGUGGCGGUGGAGAAGGUGGUGACACAGAGAACAUUCUUGUGCAAAUGGCUACAGAAAUAUUGUCCAAAAUACCUAAACUUUUCGACAUUGAAACGUCACAGAAAAAGUUCCCUGUGGAUUACAAUGAAUCGAUGAAUACUGUACUAAUCCAAGAAAUGGAACGCUUUAACAAAUUAACAAGAGAAAUAACUAAUUCUCUAAGAGAUUUGCAAAAAGCUGUGAAAGGGCUUAUCGUAAUGUCUCCUGCUUUAGAACUGCAGGCGAAUUUUAUGUUGCUAGGCAAAAUACCGGAAAACUGGCGGAAAGUGUCGUAUCCAAGUCUAAAACCAUUGCCCAGUUAUGUUACUGAUUUUGUCGAGCGGUUGAAAAUGUUACAGGAUUGGUAUGACAAUGGAAAACCAUCUACGUUUUGGCUGUCAGGUUUCUUUUUCACUCAAGCGUUCCUUACUGGUUCUGUCCAGAAUUACGCUAGAGCUAAAACAAUUCCGAUAGAUUUGCUAAUAUUCGAUUUUGAUGUAAGAAAAGUUGACUAUGAAACAAUAUCACCUGAGUGGGGAGUAUACGUGCACGGGUUAUUUAUGGAUGGUGGGCGGUGGGAUCAUUCCACGCAUGUAAUAACAGAACAAUAUCCUAAAAUUUUGAACGAUAACAUGCCAGUGAUAUGGCUGUACCCUAAGCUCAAACCUGAGUUCAAUGAAGGUACACGUUACAAGUGUCCCUUAUAUAAAACAUUAGAACGUAAAGGUGUACUUGCAACUACUGGCCAUUCGUCCAAUUUUGUUUUAGCUUUUUACUUGCCGUCUAACAAGCCGUCCGCUCACUGGAUCAAACGUAGUGUUGCUUUACUACUGCAACUAAACAACUAAAACUGUAAUAAUCAAUCGCAAGUAUGUUUACAAUAAUUAAUUCAUUAUUUAUGAAAAAUUAUUGUUUUUUUAUUUAUCGCAAUUACCUUUGAAUAAUUUACUAGAACAAUUCGUAUGCUUGUUGAAUAUUUAUAUGUAUAAUGUAAUCGCACAAUUAGGUAUUGAGUUAUAGCUAUGAUUGUCAUAAACAACUGGCGCGACUGGUUUUUGAAUGCUCGUAAGUGGAUAUCCUGCGUGUCUGCUCCAUACUAACGACGUUAUAUGAAAUCAUUGAUUGAUAAAAGUCAACGCCGUUGUGUACACGCUUUGGAAACAAUAUACCUAGUCAUGUCUUGUUUUCAUUAUUCCGUCCAACAUUACUAAACUUAUGCUAAUUUUUGAAAUAUCUGCUUUUGAAACGGCUUCUUAAACCAGAUGAUGGCCAGCCUAUAUGAAUUGUAUAAUUG
Hyposmocoma kahamanoa is the source of this 12343-nucleotide messenger RNA. RefSeq names its product dynein heavy chain 12, axonemal (gene Dhc62B). The transcript is spliced from 2 exons. Gene Ontology annotation, molecular function: dynein light intermediate chain binding; ATP hydrolysis activity; ATP binding. Lineage: Eukaryota; Metazoa; Arthropoda; Insecta; Lepidoptera; Cosmopterigidae. Gene Ontology annotation, cellular component: dynein complex. Bases 93 to 11897 code for a protein of 3934 amino acids. The record is from RefSeq and is a predicted model, not a curated record. Gene Ontology annotation, biological process: microtubule-based movement.